Symsagittifera roscoffensis is the source of this 1593-nucleotide messenger RNA. Its product is annotated as EH domain-containing protein 3-like. Lineage: Eukaryota; Metazoa; Xenacoelomorpha; Acoela; Convolutidae. Gene Ontology annotation, biological process: mitochondrion localization; mitochondrial fusion. The transcript has 9 exons. Gene Ontology annotation, molecular function: GTPase activity. The coding region runs from base 1 to 1593 and encodes 530 amino acids. The record is from RefSeq and is a predicted model, not a curated record. Gene Ontology annotation, cellular component: mitochondrial outer membrane.
AUGAUAGAGCGGAAGUGGGAUCAUGGACCCUACGGAGAGGCCAUAGACGACAGGAAGAACCUGAUUGGAGCAGAGUCACCGAACACUUCGGCCGAUUGGCAGACAGCGUUGAGUCACCAGGACUCGACUAAGAUGUUGACUGCAGUCCAAGGCAGUCCGAAAACCCAGAGUCAGGUCCCUUCGGACCACCGGGAGCGAUCGAUGGCUGGAUCCGGGAUAGAGCACGACUCCACUAGUAUGGCAGUUGUAGCCACGAAGCCAACAAGCAACGACAACACGAAAAUCACAGACAACAGACCUAGACGGGAGAAACUGUACGCCACAUCUUCGAAUUGCAACGCAUUUAAGGAGUUCGAGCCAUUCGUGGAUGAAGAUGUGGACGAAAAAAUGAAGAAGCUGCACGAUUUGUACAACACUCGACCUCACAAAAUAGAAGAACAGCUGAAGUACUUUGAGCUGGUGGAACCACAGCUGAACGAGACCUUCUUCAGACACAAGCCAAUAGUGCUGGUGAUAGGGGAGGUGAACACGGGCAAGACCAGCCUCAUCAACUUCCUCCUGGGCGACAAAAAGUACACGGGCAGUAUCGUCAGUCCCGAACGGUCCACAAAUGGCUUCUCGAUCAUUGAUAAAGCGAACAAGGAUGAACGAGUGAGUGGUCGCAAUCUGGUCUCAGACCCGAAGAGACCCUUCAGGGAACUGAACCAAUUCGGAAGUGACUUCCUCGAGAACCUCUACCACGUUUUAGUCAGUGGAGCUGCAAUCCUCGAGAACUGCUACAUCGUCGACACUCCGGGAAUAGUGAAAGGGUCAACUAAGGCGAAGGAUGGGUAUGAAAUGGUGGAUGUGAUCAAGUGGUUUGCCAACAUGUGCGACUGCAUCAUCCUCGUCUGGGACGCCCAUAGCUGGCGUAUGUCCGACGCAAUCAAGGAACUGUUCCAGGAGUGUCUGUGCAAUCAACAUCGAAAAUUCUGCAUCGCAUUGAGCAAGUGUGACUUACAGCAUGUGAGCAGAGUGCCAGUUGGACACACAUUCGUGGAGCAGAACUCACGCCACGUUGUUGAGAUGCAGGUGAUUUGGAUGGUGGCCAAGUUCUUUGACAGCUUCGAGAUGUUCCACUUAUUCAAUGUGAGCACGGUACAGAGACCCUUGCCGUCCAAGUGUGAUGUGGAGAUGAUUGACAUCUUCCACGACAACAUGAUGCGACAUUUCCUGUUGCUGAAACGGCACAGGGUCCAGAACAUGGUCGACACCGUGGAGCUCAGACUGAAAAGGUGUCGAGAGCUGAUCGCCAUCAUCAGGGAGCUGCAGACUAAAUUGGGAUACUUCGGGAAAGAGAAGAAAAAGCAAAACGUGCUGGCAAACCUCUGGGAUUUCCUGCGAGACCUGGACGUCAAGUACCUCAACGUGCACGAGUUGAAGAAGAAUCUGGAAAAAUUUGACUUCGGCAAUCUUCCCAAGAUAUCUGGAAAUCAACUAACACUCUCCAUUGAUCAGUCUCUAGAAGAGGUUCGUCGGAUGAUAAAUUCUUCUUACUUGGACAUCGAAGUCGAGCUGCCCCCUCAGUACAAGCCCUCAUUAGCAAAGAAAUGA